UUUUACUUCAUUGAUAAAAAAUAUAUAUAUCUGGUUUAUUCAUUCUUUUUCAUAUGAAAAGCUGUCAAACUACAGAAAAAAAAACUAAGGCACAUUCCCAGACUGUAUCCUCCAGUUUAAAAUAUAAAUAACUUUAUUGUUAUCACGUUUUAUGUGACAACAAAAUUGGGCGUAUAUUUAUUUUGCAAAAGGAUUAAUGAAUUAUAUUUUACAUGUUUACUUCAAUUCCAAAUGAAUAGUUUCUAUGGCAUGGAAACAAGAAAAGGCUUGAUUAUUAAUAACUGCAUUUUGGGUUAAUUUAAUCAAUGAACCAAAAGUGUACCAAAAUCUCCCAAAAUUAAAAAGCUAAAUUAGUUUUUCAAAACUGGGUGGUUGCGAUUAGUGGCUAAAGAAAAGACCUGGGUGGUUGCUAAAAAACUAAAUUCAUCCUCUGUAAAUUGAAACAGUCAUGGAGGUCAAACAGUGGGACUUUAGAACUAGUGAGGGUCCAGGAAUCUUCUUUUCUUCCUUCGGUUGUUGUGAAUAUUGUAGUGAUGAUUCACUGCUGUGUUUUCACUUCUGUAAAAGAACAAGAAGAAGAUGCUGAACGUACUCAAAUCUGUUAUUUACAAAUAAAAUAAUUGGGUUUUACAAAAACUGCAAAGUGAUAUGAAUAUCCUAAGUUAGAAGAUUGUAUAGCGUUUUGGUUAGAACAUCAUUCGAACCAACAUACAAGUUUCGUAUUUUCAAAGAUGCUCAUUCGAACCAACAUGUUUUCUAUGUUCGAACAUACUGUACCUGUUGUACAUUUCGUUCGAUCUUCAAAAUUAGCUGUGCAACCAUGCGGAAACACUCGGGCAUUGGUGCGUAUUACUGCGAAAAACAACGAAUGCUGAGAUUUUAACACCGUAAAAUAAAUAAGAGGUAUUAAAUAAAAAAUAAAUAAAAAACACUGCAAUUUGAAAAAUGUUAUUGUAGUUUGUUGGAUGUUUUUAGAAGAAAUGGACAUAUAUGGUGAUUAGAGUGUUUUAAAAUGAAGCGGACUUUUCUGUUCUUGUUAAUUGGUUUCACAGGUUCGUUAUGUCGCCCGUUGGAACAUGAACCAAAAAUAACAGAACGAGAAAGAAAGGAACCGAAUGAAAAGAAAGGGACAAUCCGAAUUGCAGGACCAUGGCACUCCGAAAGCGCGUUAGAUCGAAAUGUUGAUCCAGGUGAAGAUACAUACGUGAAAAAGAUCAUCUCUAGUAAUGAAGGAAUUAACUUCAACAAAGACAUGGCUGAAGCUGGAGAGGUUUUUGACGUAAAUGGAAUCGAAGAUUUCUACGAUAAGAAUGCUAUGAUAACAUACGAGGUGAAUGGUCAUGAAAUACCAGUACAUUUGAAACCAAAAUAUACUCCGCAAUCUAAAGGUAUGUUUCCUGAGUACAUGAGAGAAAAUCCUGCAGCCAUGGGGUUAACGAGACAAACGAAACAACACGAUAAAUCGCAGCUAGCCAAUCAGCAUUAUUCAAAUCGCAUGACGUCAUUUUCUGGUUUUACCGACAAAGACAUGCCAGAAUAUAAAGUCCACGAUUCUCCUAGCGUGAAAGGUAGUGACGGAUAUAAUGAAGAAAAGUCGGUCCAGAAAUUUAUAACUACACAUGGCCUACCAAAUGCUAAGUUUAUAGAAAACGGUGGCAAAUUACCUUGGCAAACUGUAGAAUCGUCUGGUCAUUUAAAUAUCGAACAUGCCAAAGAUGCCUACAAUGAUGGUGGAGUUAAACUAAUCGAUCAAACACACCGAGUAUCUGAAGAUGAUUUGGCAAAACCGAAAUCUUUUCACAGUCAUUUAAAUAACGGAAAUGAAUAUUUGGCCGACCACCAUUAUAACGAGGCAAACUUAAAAGGCUAUAGCAAUAACCAUGAAAAUUUUGCAAGUAACAAUAUAGACAAUGCAAAACCAGAUACCAGUAAGCAUUUUUUUAAAAGUUCCCCCCACAAUGAAGAUAUACAUGACGACGUGUCAGAUGUAAAUAAAAAUGCGCAUAUUCUGCAGUACCACCGUAAACAUUCCGAUCGCACGGAAGACGAACACAGCCAACACAUUGAAAGUGAGGACCAGAAAAGCGCAUCCGAAUCAGAGCAUUCAGAUGCUCUAUUUUCCAAACUUGAGCAAUUACAUAAAAGUUUGGAUAAAAGCACAGACAUAUUAGCUCAUCAAUCAGAUAGUUCGCAUGAGCAAGCUGGUUCAAACGAAGAGAGCAAAUCAACGGAAGCCGAGCCUGAAAAGGUUAAAGCAAAAGCAAGAAUUCUCUCUUUACUGGGUGAGUUAUCCGAUAAGUUGAAAGGUAUGGAAGCUGUUGUUACUGGUAAACAUCAUGAUAAGAAUAUUGAAAGUUUUCAGCAGGAUCCCUCAUCAAGUGAAUCAGCAAAUUUUCAUAAGGAUUCCUCAUCUAGUGAAUCAGAUUUUUUUAAAGCUCAUCAUGAAAUCGACAAUGCAAAAGAGGAUGCUGAAGAGGUCAAGCCUUUGCGUAUGGAGCAGUUUACGAAGUUCAAAGAAACCUUUCACGACCAAAGGGCUGCUGAGGUGUCCCACCCACACGUGUCUUCAUCCAUUGCAGAAUCGUCUGAAUCCGAGAGUCCAAAGCAUUAUACACAAAACGCCAUAAAUGUGGUACAUGACGACGAGUCUCGAUUACUUGAACAACACGCUAACGACGAGUCUCGAUUACUUGAACAACAUGCUGACGACGAGUCUCGAUUACUCAAACAGCGAAAGCCUUCUCAUUUUGAAAGAAAUGAUGAAAAGGGUUACGACGUACAAAGUCAAUUUUUUGCAAAUAAUAAACCAUUUCACGAAAACGAAAACAAAAUUUAUGAAGAUAGAUACAGCGAGGAUGAACAUAGCGCGGUCAAGUCCAACUAUGACCAUGCACCGUCCAACAAAUUGCCCGACACUAUAGAAAAAUAUCAGGAAGAAAACAAACCAUUCAUAAUGAACACUGCGUCUAUAGAUUAUAAUCCAGAAAAUAAUGAGGUGAGCGAGGAUAAGAACGUGGAUGGGCGAGGUCAAAAAACAUUGUAUCGUGGCAUGUGGAAGUCACGUGACGAUGAGAAGAAAGAUGAAGAAAAAGAAGAAGAAAGCAAAGACGUGGCAGAAACUUACCAUCGUCAUCACCACCAUCAUGAAGAGAGACAGGAAAGCAUGAAACAUAAGAAUAAAUUCUUUCAUCCUCCUGAAGAGAGAAAAACAGAGGAGAAAGAGGAGGACAGUGAAAGCAAAACAAAAACCGAUGAAGAGACGCCGGAUACUAAAACAGCUGACGAAAGCAAAACGGAGGAGGUUGCGGAAAGUCUAGCGGAUGCAGAUGACGCGGGUAUUCUAAGAGAGCGAACGUUCAGACCGAAGAGCAAUGUAAAAACAGAAGACAUCGAAUACCCAGACUACAAUGAAGUGAAAGAUGCAGCUGUCUUUGAAACAAAUUUGUUACGUAAAAAAUAUCAUGCAGAUAAAAUAAACUGGUCAGAUAAACUUUCUGACAAAGCGCAACAGAACGCAGAGAAACUUGCACGAAGAGCUGACUUGGAUGUUACUAAUCUGGAUUCAUUUAAACAGCCUGGUGAAAACAUAGCCUUAGUAAAAUUUAAUUCACCCAAUGUUGGGAAGGAAGCCACAGACGUUUGGGCGAGAGAGGGUAAAAACUAUGACUUCAGAAGUCCCUUAGUGACUAAGAAAAACACUGAUUUCGUGCAACUUAUGUGGAAAACUAACAAAGAGUUUGGAAUGGGUGUUGCUAAAUCCAAGACUGGGAAAGGAUGGAUUGUGACAUCAUUUUUUGAUACUCCAUAUAUUGAUAGAUUUCAGGAUUUAAGGUUAAACUUGCAAUCAGAUAUUCCAAUUAAAGAUCCAUACGGCGACAUUGUGGGUCGAUAGUCGGUAACAAUAUUCCUGACAUAGUCGGUUGGCAGUCGGCGAUACUGCUGCUUUUAGUAGGCGACAGCCGGUAAUUUAAGCUCUUUUCUCAAAAGCAAAAGAGUAGUAUGUCUUGAUAUUUCUUCUUCAACAGAAACAAUAUGACAAGAAGCAAUAAAAACUAACACAUGCCGAAGAACAAACGCUAUCCUGAUAUCGUAAAAUUAUUAACAAAAAUUCCAUUAUAAAACCGCGUUUUUAAAUAAUCUAGCGAGUUUAAAUAUCUGUAAAUUUUUAACAAACUUUAUCAUUUCUUGGUAAUGUUUUUAUUAUAAUACAUUGUCGAGAAUC
This is a messenger RNA of Hydractinia symbiolongicarpus, 4222 nucleotides long. RefSeq names its product protein phosphatase 1 regulatory subunit 12A-like. The transcript is spliced from 5 exons. The record is from RefSeq and is a predicted model, not a curated record. The coding region runs from base 1013 to 3892 and encodes 959 amino acids. Lineage: Eukaryota; Metazoa; Cnidaria; Hydrozoa; Anthoathecata; Hydractiniidae.